Molecule: messenger RNA, 918 nt
Organism: Enterobius vermicularis (human pinworm)
Lineage: Eukaryota; Metazoa; Nematoda; Chromadorea; Rhabditida; Oxyuridae
Source: the annotation of a GenBank genome assembly
AUGAGCGAUAGCCGCAUGGAUGAAUUACUUUCUGGAUUGGCUGAGAUAACGCCUAUAAAAAUUACCCAUUCGUUACCUAUGAAGGACUCUGAUGCUACCGAAAAUAAUUCGAAUAAACCUAAUUCGGAAUCUUAUGAAGAAGUUGUUGAUAACUCGACUUGUUCCCAUUCAAACGUUGAGGCAGCCGAAGAAUCAGCUGAGUGUAACAGCACAGCAGUCGAUGCUGCAAAACCUCAGGAGAGCGAAAAGCAAGAAGAUGGAAAUGUAGAAGUUCAUUGUGCAGAGUCAAGUGUAAACGCAUUGAAUGCAAAUGUGUCCACUUCUGAAAGCCCUGUCGACGGGUUUCCUGUGAGCGAUUCCAAGCGGAAGUUUCGCGUACUCGGACUAAAUUAUCCAGGAAAGUGGAUGGAGAGUCAAACGUUUCUUGACCUCCUCCACAAAAGCGAAACUUUUCAUUUAUGGUUUGAGAAGGCUUCAGAAGGAAAAGUUAAGCCAGGAGGAGCCAGUAUUGUUUUCGAAAGUGUCGCUGAAGCAAAAAAUGCCUUUGCUACUGUCCAAAAGAUGGAAAUCGAUGGGCGUUCCCUGAAGCUGCAGGCAUCUAAACUUUUUUAUGAGGAUGCUGUUAGCAGCGAGGAUCUUCAGCAGCCGGAGAAGGUCACUUACCCAUUUGAUGUUGUGAGUACUCCGAGCGACACAACUUAUAGGUUAUACGCAGUGCACUUACAUUCAUCUACAAAACAAGAUUUUUUAACGAGUGUAUUCGAUACGGAGUACGUCAAGUCGAUAAAACUAGCUAACGAUCCAUAUGUGCCAUCUGAAAUGCAAGCGGAGAUUGUUUUUUCUUCAAAAGAGGACGCUGAUACUGUACAGUCCGAGCUUGCUGAAUUAGAAGUGGAAGAAAUUGAUCGUAUGGUGUAA